Molecule: messenger RNA, 393 nt
Organism: Colletotrichum higginsianum IMI 349063
Lineage: Eukaryota; Fungi; Ascomycota; Sordariomycetes; Glomerellales; Glomerellaceae
Product: Meiosis protein mei2
Exons: 4
Coding region: 1-393 (130 amino acids)
Source: RefSeq, a predicted model, not a curated record
AUGGUCAGGAAUUGUUUCAAGAGCGACAAGGUCGCCGAGAUUUCCUAUGCUACUAUCCAGGGCAAAGACUGUCUCGUUCAAAAAUUUAGGAACAGCUCCGUGAUGUUGGAAGCCGCGCACUAUCGCCCAAAGUUAUUCUACACCUCCAACGGACCAGUUCCUGAUCUGGCGGGAGAGGAGGAACCGUUUCCGCGGCCAGACAACCAGUCCAAGAUGAAGCGAAGCUGCGAAAAUGCUGAGCACGUUGGGCUUUUCACACCCAACGCUGGUCAGCAUUUCCGUGACGAGCAGCGUCGCCGGCGCUCGCAGUACGACCGAGGUACGAGACUGGCCGCGCUCGAGGAGCAUGACUUCGAAGCCUCGAUGCAGUCGUACAUGUACCAUUCACAGUAG